CCCGGAGAGGGGUGGCCGUGGGGCCCGGCCGGGCUGGGGUGGGGGGCCGCAGCCAUGAUCCGGGCCUUCUCGUUCCCGGUGAGCCCCGAGCGGGGCCGGCUGCGGGGCUGGCUGGAGGGCAGCCUGGCCGGGCUCUGCGAGUUGCACUGGCUCCGGGAGAGGCAGGAGUACCGCGUGCAGCAGGCGCUGCGGCUGGCCCAGCCCGGAAUGGGGGGCGCCGAGGCCGAGGACGAGGAGGACGCCGAUGAGGACGAAGAUGCGGCGGCGGCGCGCCGGGCCGCAGCGGCCCUGGAGGAGCAGCUGGAGGCCUUGCCUGGGCUGAUCUGGGACCUGGGCCAGCAGCUGGGAGAUCUGAGCCUGGAGUCUGGGGGCCUGGAACAGGAGAGCGGGCGCAGCUCAGGCUUCUACGAAGACCCCAGUUCCACGGGGGGUCCAGACUCACCACCUUCUACCUUCUGUGGGGACAGUGGCUUCUCUGGAUCUGGCUCCUAUGGACGCCUGGGUCCCUCUGAACCCCGGGGCAUCUAUGCCAGCGAGAGGCCCAAGUCCCUAGGAGACGCCAGUCCAAGCGCUCCAGAGGCAGUGAGCACUCGGGCAGCCGUGCCGCGAUCAUACUCGGCGCCCUACCCGACGGCAGCCGGCUCUGCGGGCCCGGAGGCCUGCUCCUCCGCGGAGCGGCGGGCUCGCGCGGGGCCCUUCCUGACGCCCAGCCCCCUGCACGCCGUGGCGCUGCGGAGCCCGCGGCCCUGUGUCCGUCCUCCUGCGGACUCUCCCCGAGCCCCGGCGGCCCGGGGUCCGGGGCCCGUCCCGUCCCCGUCAGCCCCUCAGCGCCGUCUCCUCUAUGGCUGCGCGGGCAGCGACUCGGAGUGCUCUGCCGGGCGCCUGGGGCCGCUGGGACGCCGGGGGCCCACCGGCGGCGUCGGCGGUGGCUAUGGGGAGAGCGAAUCGAGCGCCAGCGACGGGGAGUCGCCUGCCUUCAGCUCCGCAUCCAGCGACUCAGACGGCAGCGGUGGCCUGGUGUGGCCGCAGCAACUGGUGGCAGCCACCGCAGCCUCUGGGGCAGGGGGUGGGGCAGGCAGUGGGGCCCCCGCGGGCCCCGCCAAAGUCUUUGUGAAGAUCAAGGCUUCCCACGCACUCAAGAAAAAGAUACUACGUUUCCGUUCGGGUUCUCUCAAGGUCAUGACUACAGUGUGAGUUUGGGGGUUUGCUUGGGCUUCCCCUUCAUGGCCUCUGCACCACCACACUCCCAAUCACUGCCCCUUCCGUACCUCCCUUCCAAAGACCACCAUUUUCUCGGCUUCCAAAGACCCUUCCUCACUGCAGUCUUGGUUGAAAAGGCUCCCCCUCCACCAUAGGGAGGACUGGGGGAGGAGCCCUGUUUGACCCAGUUCAGCUGCUGGCUCUGCAGCCUUUGGGCAAGAAAGUUCCCUUUGUCUGGACCUCACUUUCCCUCAUCUGUACUAUGGCUGUAAUAUGGUAUGCAGAAGGGGUCAUUCAGCUUGAAUUUCCCCAUUUUAGUCUAGACACUUAGUCCGUUUGUUCCCGUUCACUUCCGUCAUCGAACCCUCCUACUCCUCCUUUCCAUGCCCAGAUAUGGUGUCCCCCCCCCAUUCACAAAGUGCCCCCGUCCAUGUCCCUGGAUUCUUAAGAUAUCCCCUUGGCACCGUGGUCUCUACUCUGUCUGACCCAGGUGGUGCCUGCAGAGUGCCCUGGACAAGGAAGGAGCACUGACUUUGGGGUUUUGAGGGUCAAGUAGGACGUGGUAACACCUGGGAAGAAAGACUCUUUUCACCUCUAUCCCCGGACAGUUAUGGAGGAUUAGGAGGUAGAAGAGGGGAAGGAAGAUGGCUUCUAUCUCAUGCCCCCCCCCAUCUCCCCCCUCCCAGAGGGAGUGGGGAGAGCCCUGGAUGGAGAGCCCUGGAUGACCCUCAGCUGUUCCAAUCUAGUAUUUUUUUUUCUUUUUUAAAAUUACUGUAUUUAUUAUGACGAUGGUGACUCCCCAGUGCACAGGGGGGCCGGAUUCUGUGUGUUUCUCUAACCUCUUUGUAAAUAAAUGCACACUGUUACAUA
Molecule: messenger RNA, 2070 nt
Organism: Suricata suricatta (meerkat)
Lineage: Eukaryota; Metazoa; Chordata; Mammalia; Carnivora; Herpestidae
Gene: DACT3
Product: dishevelled binding antagonist of beta catenin 3
Exons: 5
Coding region: 55-1194 (379 amino acids)
Biological process (GO): negative regulation of canonical Wnt signaling pathway
Cellular component (GO): cytoplasm
Source: RefSeq, a predicted model, not a curated record